GGCGCGCAGAUAUAAAGGCGUGUGGGCGGUCUGCACUCUGCUUCCACGGGGUGCUGGCCACGAUGGAGGGCGGCCUGAAGCAGCCCGGCCAGGGGAAGGGGCCCAAAGAGGUGGGGGACAGCCAGGCCCUGGCCAAGCUACAGGAGCUGGCCUGGACGUGGUUCAUGGAGACCCAGGCGCCCCUCCUUCUGCACGACGGAGCCCUGCCCCCCUGGUUUCACGGAUUCGUCACCCGCAAGCAGACGGAGAAGCUGCUUGGGGACAAAGCUCUGGGCUCCUUCCUCAUCCGCCUCAGCGACCGGGCCACCAGCUACAUCUUGUCCUACAGGGGCGGUGACCGCUGUCGGCACUUUGUCAUCAACCAGCUCCCCGACCGGCGCUACCUGGUCUCGGGGGACACGUGCAGCCACGGCACGCUGGCCGAGCUGGUGCGCCAUUACCAGGAGGUCCAGUUUGAGCCUUUCGGGGAGACCCUGUCUGCUGCCUGCCCCCGGCCGGAGGACAGCGAUCUGUACGAUGCCAUCACCCCUGGCCUGGAAAACCCGCCUGCCACGGCGUCCGCCCCGGGGGGCCCAGUCGAGGCUGCCAGCCCCUGCCCCUGUCCAAAGCCACCCGUGUCCUUCCUCCACACAAAGAAGAACCUGGACGCGAGUUCCUGCAGCUUCUCUGAGGACGAAUGCAUGGCGGUCCCUGUCAGGGUGCCUCCCCUCCCUGACAGGAGCGCCCUCCUUCUGGCUGAGUCUUUCGGAAGCCCCAACGACAUCAUCUACUCAGACCUGAGGAAGAUGAACCAGGCACGGCCAGGCCUGGGCGCGGAGGUGUCCAGCAGGCACGGCCUGGGCCCAGUGGGCAGCCUGGCUUGCUCCCCAGGCAAGGGGCCCCCGAGGAGACGCUCGGAUGGAGGCCGGGACAGGCCUGACGGCCCAGGGCCCGCCCUCUCUGGGGUGAGCCCAGACCAGGGUCCUGUGGUGCCUCCCGCUUCCCGGGGCUACCUCUCGGCCCCCCUUUCUGAGGCCCUAGGAUCCUCUGCCGCCACCUGGAGCCAGGCGUCUCCAAAGCUGAGCCACAGGGCUCAGCCCUGCUCCCAGGACAGCCCGGCAGACGCCUACGAGCUCCUGCAGACGGCAGGUCCCCCACCAGAGCCCGGCGACGUGCCAGACCAAGAAGGCGGCACCUGGGCCCCGGCCCCAGUUUGCUGGGGCAGCUCAGCCGGGCCCCCGUAUCCUGGAACAGGCGCCCCGUCCAGCAAGCUGCCAGGAUCCACAGUCUACGGUUACGAGAGCCCCUCGGGGGCCCCGGGGCUCCCCGAGCCCAGAAACACCUAUGAACAAAUCCCAGCAGCCGGGAGCAAGGAGACCGGACGGACACACAAGCCCGACAAGCACCGGAGGAUCUUCUUCACGGACAAGAAGCCCAGAGCCUGAGGAGUGCCUGCCGGGGGGCCUCCUGGGGAGCCCGCGGCCCACCCCCGCCUCCCCAGUGCCCCCCACUGGCCCCAAGAGGGGUGGAGGCCCGGGAGGUGGGGGACUGGCCACAGGUAGGGUCGGCACCCCCCUCCCCAAGGUGAGCACCCUGAGGCCUGGUCUCGCUGACCGGCCCGCCCCUCCCCCCCACCCCACUGACCGCCACCGAGCACGCGGCCAGCCCGGCGCUAGGGCGGCCGUUCUGUCGGGCUGGGCAAGGCCACGCGGUUGUUCCUGAGACCCAAGCUGGUUCCCUCCUGUGGCCCCGUCAGCAGAAAGGGGCGGCCGGCCGGAGCCCUGGCCUGAGGCAACAGUUCUGACCCUGGAGGGCCGGGCUCCUGGGGACAGCCCCCCUUGGCCCUUCUCUGCCCCCCGCCCAUCCCAGCCGGAUCAUGCAGGCCGGGCAGCCCUGACCCAAGCCCUUCCUGGCGCGGACGGGAAAUUCCAGGCCCGGAGGGGAGCGGGAAGCUGCCUGACAUGACGCUGACAGCCUGCACACACAGCCCCGUAAAGCAGGCCGGGCCCGGCUGGCUGCGGGGCUCAGCCCGGGUGCACGCCUGGGCCACCCUCACCUGCCCUCUGCCUCCGGCCGGUCUUGGCCUCUCCGGCUAGUUCCAGACCUCUCCCCUGAGACCCAGACCCGACGGGUGGCCCGACCGGGCGAUCGGCUCUGGACGCAGGCGCUCCUGUCUCCUGCUCUCCCUGGGUCCCCGCCCACAGGGACCCUCUUGCCCACGUGUCCCCCUCGUGUAAGACUGAGCAGGCGGUGGAGGCAGAAAGCCGACUGACCGUCCCCAGAGGGAGUGCCGUGGCCCCCGCCAGUGUCCCCGAGCUGGCUCAGGCCACGCCUGUGGACUGUGGCGGCCUGUGCCGCUGAGAGGCCCCCUCCAGGGGCCUUGUAGGACAAGGGUACAGCCAGCAGCCCCAUUCAGACACAUGGUUAGCAAACGCUCCAUAAAUUGUCACUGGAACGACCACGGUCAUGAGGGCAAUGGACACGGUUGUCACCUUGGGGAUCUGGGGCACCAAUGUGUUUUCCUCCCAAAGGCACAAAGGUUGAAAUAAAAGUUCGUGCCCAAAGCCGGAGGGCAACACUUGA
This is a messenger RNA of Leopardus geoffroyi (Geoffroy's cat), 2562 nucleotides long. It is a transcript of the gene SH2D7, whose product is annotated as SH2 domain containing 7. The transcript has 6 exons. Gene Ontology annotation, cellular component: cytoplasm. The record is from RefSeq and is a predicted model, not a curated record. Lineage: Eukaryota; Metazoa; Chordata; Mammalia; Carnivora; Felidae. Bases 63 to 1424 code for a protein of 453 amino acids.